This is a messenger RNA of Daucus carota subsp. sativus, 1806 nucleotides long. Its product is annotated as aldehyde dehydrogenase 1. The transcript is spliced from 9 exons. The record is from RefSeq and is a predicted model, not a curated record. Gene Ontology annotation, molecular function: aldehyde dehydrogenase (NAD+) activity. The coding region runs from base 148 to 1653 and encodes 501 amino acids. Lineage: Eukaryota; Viridiplantae; Streptophyta; Magnoliopsida; Apiales; Apiaceae.
GUUCUGAGUGGUGGCGGGCUGCGUGUGCAUAUGUGUGUCUAUUUUGUUGCAGCUAAAACAGACCUAAUCUUCCGUUACUUGCACAAAUAAAGACUUGAACAACAAACGUUGACAAGGAGGUAGCGAAACAGAGGAAGCUAGCUCAACAUGACUGGUGAAAGCAAUGGAAAGCUUACUGUGAAGGAGAUGAUACCAGAGAUCAAGUUCACUAAGCUCUUUAUUAAUGGACUCUUUGUUCAGUCACUUUCAGGUAAGACUUUUGAGACUAUAGACCCAAGGACAGAAGAGGUGAUUGCAGAGGUUUCUGAGGGGAGCAAGGAAGAUGUCGAUUUGGCUGUCAAGGCUGCUCGGGAAGCUUUUGACAAUGGUCCCUGGCCUCGAUUUUCCGGAGCUCAAAGAAGAAGGAUACUGAUGAAACUAGCUGACUUGAUUGAUGAGAAUAAAGAAGAGUUGGCAGCUUUAGAUACUAUUGAUGCAGGAAAACUGUUUCAUCAUGGCAAGAAUCGAGACAUUCCAGGUGCAGCAGAAACCUUUCGCUAUUAUGCAGGGGCAGCAGAUAAAAUACAUGGAGAUACACUGAAGAUGUCGAUGGACUAUCAAGCAUAUACGUUGCUGGAGCCUGUUGGUGUGGUCGGGCACAUCAUCCCUUGGAACUUCCCGGCUCAAAUGUUUGCUAUGAAGGUCGCUCCAUCAUUAGCUGCUGGCUGCACCAUGGUUGUCAAACCUGCUGAGCAGACGCCUCUUUCAGCUUUGUACUAUGCUCAUUUGACGAAGCUGGCUGGAAUUCCAGAUGGAGUGGUCAACGUCGUUAAUGGAUUUGGGCAUGUAGCUGGUGCUGCUCUAACUUCUCACAUGGACGUUGAUAAGGUAUCUUUCACAGGAUCGACAGAAGUAGGGCGUAAAGUAAUGCAGGCCGCAGCAAUGAGCAACUUGAAGCAGGUCACACUUGAACUAGGGGGAAAAUCACCAAUCAUAAUAUUUGAUGAUGCAGAGCUUGAUAGAGCCGUCCAUCUUGCUCUCAUCGGAAGUCUAUAUAAUAAGGCAAAGAUUUGUGCGGCUGGUUCUCGUGUAUUUGUGCAGGAAGGUAUAUAUGAAGAAUUCUUGAAGAAAUUGGAAGAAAAAGCCACAUCAUGGGUUGUGGGAGAUCCAUUUGAUCCAAGUUCCCAGCAAGGACCACAAAUUGAGAAGAAACAGUACGAUAAAAUACUAUCAUACAUUGAGCAGGGUAAGAAGGAAGGUGCCACCCUGUUAACUGGUGGUAAGCCCUUCGGAGAAGGAGGAUAUUAUAUUGAGCCAACAAUAUUUACUGAUGUUAAGGAUGAUAUGAUAAUCGCAAAGGAUGAAAUAUUUGGCCCUGUCAUAUCAAUUCUGAAGUUCAAGACCAUGGAUGAGGUGAUCAGGAGAGCUAAUGCCACAACAUAUGGCCUAGUAGCAGGAGUUAUCACCAACAACUUGAACAUUGCCAACACGGUGUCAAGAUCUAUUCGCGCAGGUACUAUCUGGAUAAACUGCUAUUUUAUUUUCGACAAGGAUACUCCUUUUGGAGGGUAUAAAAUGAGCGGGUAUGGGAGAGAUAUGGGAAUGGACGGACUUGCCAAGUAUCUUCAUGUCAAAACUGUGGCAACUCCUAUAUAUAAUACCCCUUGGUUGUAAUUUUGCUUAUUAUUGUGGUAGUUUCAAACAAAACUAUGCUUCCAUGUUAAAUUGCAAGGAUAAGCCUUAGUGUUAAACUUUAAGGGGCCAUAAAUUAUUUGUAUAAAAUAACAUCUUAUGUUUGAAAUGAAUGUGUUAUAAAUUUGUUCCCUA